AUGGCUUUCGGAGUUUCAAUAUCAGUCUAUAUCUUAUUCAAUGCUGUGACAGCAUUGACUGAAGAGGCAGCCAGGACUGUAACACCCCCAAUCACAACCCAGCAAAGUAACUGGACCGUUAACAAAACAGAAGAAGGACCCAUAGCGUUGAGGUUCUCACAUACUUGCUUGGAAGACCACCAUAGUUACUGCAUCAAUGGUGUUUGUGCAUUCCACCAUGAGCUGGAGAAAGCCAUCUGCAGGUGUUUUACUGGUUAUACUGGAGAAAGGUGUGAGCACUUGACCUUAACUUCAUAUGCUGUGGAUUCUUAUGAAAAAUACAUUGCAAUUGGGAUUGGCGUUGGAUUAUUAUUAAGUAGUUUUCUUGUUAUUUUUUACUGCUACAUAAGAAAGAGGUGUCUAAAACUGAAAUCACCUUACAACGUCUGUUCCGGAGGAAGACCACUAUGA
Messenger RNA from Mesoplodon densirostris (Blainville's beaked whale), 450 nucleotides. RefSeq names its product epithelial mitogen (gene EPGN). The record is from RefSeq and is a predicted model, not a curated record. Lineage: Eukaryota; Metazoa; Chordata; Mammalia; Artiodactyla; Ziphiidae. The coding region runs from base 1 to 450 and encodes 149 amino acids. Gene Ontology annotation, biological process: epidermal growth factor receptor signaling pathway; positive regulation of mitotic nuclear division; positive regulation of cell population proliferation. The transcript has 5 exons.